CCGCUCUCCUCUCCCUCCCUGCCCCCCUCGCAACCCUGAAGAAGCCCCCACACGCAAGGCCGCAAACGCGCCGCGCACCGCAAGGUCCCAGGGAGCGACACGAGGCGGCCUCAUUGCAGCAUGGCUGCUAUGGCCGCCGCUGGCGGCGUCGGGCUCCACCUCAUUGGCGCUGCCACGGCCACGCUCAUCGUGGCGGUCCUUGUUGCGGCCGUGCUGGGGCGCCGCCGCCGGGCCCGGGCCCGGGCCCAGGCGCCUCCGGUGGAAGGGAAACCCGCGCCGGAGGCAGGCUGCGCGGUCGGUGACGGCGCGGGUCCCGACGUCGGGACGGACGUCAUCAUCGUCGGCGCCGGAGUGGCUGGAUCUGCGCUGGCGUACACGCUCGGAAAGGAUGGCCGCCGGGUGCAUGUCAUCGAGAGGGAUCUGACAGAACCUGACAGAAUUGUGGGCGAGCUGUUGCAACCUGGAGGUUACUUGAAAUUAAUUGAGUUAGGCCUCCAAGAUUGUGUGGAAGAAAUUGAUGCCCAACGUGUGCUUGGUUACGCAUUAUUCAAAGAUGGAAGAAACACAAAGCUUGCUUAUCCCUUAGAGAAGUUCCAUUCUGAUGUUGCUGGUAGGAGCUUUCACAAUGGGAGGUUUAUACAGAGGAUGCGUCAGAAAGCUGCGUCUUUGCCCAAUGUUCAAUUAGAACAAGGAACUGUUACAUCACUUCUCGAAGAAAAUGGUACUGUUAAAGGUGUUCAAUACAAAACCAAGUCAGGUGAAGAACUAAAAGCUUAUGCGCCCUUGACGAUUGUAUGUGAUGGCUGCUUUUCAAAUCUACGGCGUGCCCUUUGCUCUCCAAAAGUUGAUGUUCCAUCAUGUUUUAUUGGGCUGGUAUUGGAGAAUUGCCAACUUCCACAUCCAAACCAUGGCCAUGUUAUCUUGGCCAAUCCUUCGCCAAUACUAUUUUACCCAAUUAGCAGCACAGAGGUGCGCUGUUUGGUUGAUGUCCCAGGUCAGAAGGUGCCUUCCAUAGCUAGCGGUGAAAUGGCAAAUUAUCUCAAAACCGUCGUUGCACCCCAGAUUCCUCCAGAAAUCUAUGACUCUUUCAUAGCGGCCAUUGAUAAGGGAAGCAUAAGAACAAUGCCAAACAGGAGCAUGCCAGCGGCUCCACUUCCUACCCCUGGCGCACUUCUGAUGGGGGAUGCCUUCAAUAUGAGACACCCUUUAACUGGUGGAGGAAUGACUGUUGCAUUAUCCGACAUCGUUGUCCUACGUAAUCUUCUCAAGCCUCUCCGCAAUCUCCACGACGCAUCUUCCCUGUGCAAGUACCUCGAAUCGUUCUAUACGCUGCGGAAGCCGGUUGCCUCCACCAUAAACACGUUGGCCGGUGCUCUGUACAAGGUCUUCAGCGCCUCGCCUGAUCAAGCUAGGAACGAGAUGCGCCAGGCCUGUUUUGAUUACUUGAGCCUCGGAGGCGUCUUCUCGAAUGGGCCUAUUGCCUUACUCUCGGGUCUUAAUCCUCGGCCACUGAGUUUAGUUGCACACUUCUUCGCUGUCGCUAUCUACGGUGUUGGUCGCUUGAUGCUCCCUCUUCCUUCGCCUAAACGGAUGUGGAUUGGAGCCAGGCUGAUUUCUGGUGCAUGCGGCAUCAUCCUCCCGAUCAUCAAAGCUGAAGGCGUGAGACAGAUGUUCUUCCCUGCCACUGUGCCCGCAUAUUACCGGGCUGCGCCUACGGGAGAAUAAGUAAAGCGAGAACCGAUUCCGGGCUGCUGCAGUGCUGCUGAUCCCACCAUGAUCUGAUGGCAACUGAUGUGUCAUGGAUGGCAUUUUUUUCCUGUGUUAGUGGUUGUUAGGUGGUUUGUUGUGCUGCUGUCAUUGGAAUGAGGAACCUGUAUAGUGUGCCCCUGGGUACUGGUCAAAGUUGGGAAAUAUGUUGGGUCCUACCGUAGCCAUGUCGAUUACUGCCAAGCUGUAUAUGAUUCUGUCGAACUAGUGAAACCUCUCCCCAUCUUUAACGCGUAUCAAUCUUGUUUGCUCC
Messenger RNA from Zea mays, 2020 nucleotides. RefSeq lists its product as uncharacterized. Bases 121 to 1725 code for a protein of 534 amino acids. NCBI's taxonomy places the organism in Eukaryota, Viridiplantae, Streptophyta, Magnoliopsida, Poales, Poaceae. Gene Ontology annotation, molecular function: squalene monooxygenase activity; flavin adenine dinucleotide binding. Gene Ontology annotation, biological process: sterol biosynthetic process. The transcript has 8 exons. Gene Ontology annotation, cellular component: endoplasmic reticulum; membrane. The record is from RefSeq and is marked validated.